AUGGAAAUCACGACCAUCUACGCUAUUGCCGCGGGCGGCAUCGUCUCCGUGUUCAUCUUCAUCCGCUGUCUUUAUCUUCUUGCUCCGCUGCAGAGCACCGUUUCGGUCUUCGUUUCAAGGCAUCUAACCUACCCGUAUUGCCUUGGUCGCCAUCGCUUCGCCGGGCCCUGGACUCGCGCUGGUGUUCUCGUUCAUAUUUCGUAUCUAGCUGUGAACCUCGUUUGCCUGCUCCUUUCGGCCCCCUCGGUAUCUGAUAUUGGUGGCCGAGCGGGCGUGUUGUCGGUCGUGAAUAUGACCUUUCUCUUCACAGGGCCACAUCUCAGCCUCCUGGCCGACAUUCUUGGUGUUUCUCUUCAUACAUGCCGCAAGAUACAUGGUUCGAUGGCUUGGAUGAGUGUUCUCCUUCUCGCAAUCCAUGUCGUCAUCGCACUUCUGAUCGGUCGAGUUGCUUUCCCUCUGAGGGAUGCCGCCAACCUCAUCGCUGCCAUUAUCCUGUUCUUCUGCUAUCAGAACGGCGCAUUCACGUCUCACGGGCCACCUCGGGCAUAUGUCAGCUGUGACGGUACGGACGACGACGAGAAAACAAAUGAAGGUGUCGAAAAGGCCGCCGCGGUCCAGGUUGUUCUGCCUCGCCCGAUGAGAUUGGAUGCCGGACAGUAUGUCAAUCUCUGGAUGCCCACGGUAAGUUUGUUUUCGUGGGCACAGACCCAUCCCUACAUGAUCUCUUCGUGGUCUCGAGGAAAGCAAACCAAGUUGGAUCUCUACGUGAAGGCUCAGCAUGGUCUGUCGGCUACGUUGCUCGACCGUGCCAGAGCGGCACCGAGUGGAUCUGUUUCCUUCAGUGCCUUCGUUACCGGCCCUCACGGGAUCACCGAACCUGUCGACCGGUAUGAGAGUGUCCUGCUGGUCGCCAGUGGUGCUGGCAUCGCGGCCGUGAUCCCCUAUCUCAAAAAGCUGAUCUAUGGCCACAACACCUCGACUUGUCGCACGCGGCGGGUACAUUUGGUGUGGCAACUACGAACCCUCGAAUCAGCGGUGAACAGCUUGCUAAAAGAUGAUACUGUGGGCCAAUGGCUACGUGUGUGA
Messenger RNA from Histoplasma mississippiense, 1086 nucleotides. RefSeq lists its product with no specific name. Gene Ontology annotation, biological process: iron ion transport; copper ion import; intracellular iron ion homeostasis. Lineage: Eukaryota; Fungi; Ascomycota; Eurotiomycetes; Onygenales; Ajellomycetaceae. The transcript is spliced from 3 exons. The coding region runs from base 1 to 1086 and encodes 361 amino acids. The record is from RefSeq and is a predicted model, not a curated record. Gene Ontology annotation, molecular function: ferric-chelate reductase activity. Gene Ontology annotation, cellular component: plasma membrane.